AAGUCUCAAGUGCAUGAGGAGGAUGGCUUCAAAGGAGAGGAAACUGCAGAGGAAGAGGACGCUGCACAUGCAGAGCAGAACACAAUGAAGACUUGCUGCGGACUUUUCAAAUGUGACCUUCACUGAGACUGUUUUUUGUUAACUUCUGGACGACAAGAAGAAACAGCAGAAGGAGCAGGGUGUGAAUCUAACCUCCGGUAGUGACUUAUCAGCACCUUUUGGACCUUGCACCUCCGGCACAGGUUUGAUCACAUGCAAAGACAAUCUACUGUCCAUGUGUUGCUGAGACGCUCUGCUAAGAUGGCAGGGGAUGAGCGCAGAUAGCCGGCGACGUCUUGACAACGCAUUUAGGGUUCCAUGGUCGAGAUCCUAACGAGAGCGAGCUCUUCCCGCUAACAAACACUUCAACAGAAACAAUGACGUCCUUCAGUCCACUUCCGUCACAAGACGCCAACGGCAGCGCCACAUCCUCCAAGAGAGAGGAGCCCCAGGAGUCCAUGAAGUUGAAGAAGGAGAUCUCGCUCCUCAAUGGGGUGUGCUUGAUAGUGGGUAACAUGAUUGGCUCGGGCAUAUUUGUGUCACCCAAGGGAGUCCUCAUCCACAGCGCCUCCUACGGGCUGUCGCUGGUGGUGUGGACUGUCGGCGGCAUCUUCUCUAUCUUCGGGGCGCUGUGCUACGCCGAGCUGGGGACAACCAUCACCAAGUCAGGGGCCUCCUACGCGUACAUCCUAGAAGCCUUUGGAGGCUUCAUGGCCUUCAUUCGACUGUGGACGUCGCUGCUCAUCAUCGAGCCCACCAGCCAGGCCGUCAUUGCCAUCACCUUCUCCAACUACAUGGUGCAGCCCAUCUUCCCCACGUGCAUCGCACCGUAUGUGGCAAACAGGCUGCUGGCUGCCGCAUGCAUAUGUUUGCUGACCUUUGUCAACUGUGCCUACGUGAAAUGGGGCACAAGGGUGCAGGACUUCUUCACUUACGCCAAAGUCAUCGCACUCAUUGCAGUCAUCAUCACAGGCCUGGUGAAGAUUGGUCAAGGCCACACACAGAACUUUGAGGGACUCUUUGAUGGAUCAUCUCAGGACCCAGGAGGCAUCGCCUUGGCUCUGUACUCGGCUUUGUUCUCCUACUCUGGAUGGGACACCCUCAAUUUUGUCACAGAGGAGAUCAAGAACCCUGAAAGGAACCUGCCAAUGGCCAUCGCCAUUUCUAUGCCCAUCGUGACCGUCAUCUAUAUUUUGACUAACGUGGCUUAUUACACAGUCCUGCCUAUGAAUGCCAUUUUAGACAGCGACGCUGUGGCCGUGACGUUCGCAGACCAGGUGUUCGGAGUGAUGAAUUGGACCAUUCCCUUGGCGGUUGCUUUGUCCUGUUUCGGAGGACUCAACGCCUCCAUCCUGGCGUCUUCCAGACUCUUCUUCGUGGGGUCCAGAGAAGGACACCUGCCCGACUACCUGUGCAUGAUUCACGUCCAUCGCUACACCCCCAUCCCCGCCCUGCUCUUCAACGGCGUCAUGGCGCUUAUCUACCUGUGUGUGGAGGACGUCUUCAAGCUCAUCAACUACUACAGCUUCAGCUACUGGUUCUUUGUGGGCCUGUCUAUUCUGGGACAACUGUACCUGCGCUGGAAGCAGCCGGACAGAAAGAGACCGCUAAAGCUCAGCUUGUUCUACCCCAUCAUUUUCUGCCUCCUCACCAUCUUCCUGGUGGUGGUGCCACUCUACAGUGACACCGUCAACUCCCUGAUUGGCAUCGGUAUCGCCCUGUCCGGGGUGCCUGUUUACUUCCUGUGCUGCUACACUCCGGCUCACCGCAGGCCCAUGUGGUUACGGAGCUUCAUCGCCAAGUCUGGCGUGCUCAUUCAGAAGGUGUGCUUCUCUGUUGUAACGGAAAUGGAUGUGGACCAUACUGACUAGAGCCAAUUGCUUUUCACUGGGCCCAUGCUGGCUUUGAGCAAGACCUGGGAUUCUGUCAAUCAUUACUCUGGUCAAAGUGUUUUUUGUUUUGUUUUUUUACUCAACCUUUUAAUGCACUGCAAAUGUGUUAGAGAACUAUUUAAUUGCUGUGUCCAGCGGCAUCACAUCUUUUAAAUUUUCCUGGAAGGAGAAAUAUUAUUUUGAUCGCCGAGUUCUUCCAGUGGAAACCGAAGGCACUGUUGGUCACAGUACUACCAACAAGCAGUAGAGCGAUUGUAGCUUAUUCUCACAAGGGACAGUUUAUUAUUUAUAAUAAAAUGAUGUGAAAAUGUG
Messenger RNA from Entelurus aequoreus (snake pipefish), 2243 nucleotides. RefSeq names its product solute carrier family 7 member 7 (gene slc7a7). Gene Ontology annotation, biological process: amino acid transmembrane transport. Lineage: Eukaryota; Metazoa; Chordata; Actinopteri; Syngnathiformes; Syngnathidae. The record is from RefSeq and is a predicted model, not a curated record. Gene Ontology annotation, cellular component: membrane. The transcript is spliced from 11 exons. The coding region runs from base 417 to 1910 and encodes 497 amino acids. Gene Ontology annotation, molecular function: L-amino acid transmembrane transporter activity; basic amino acid transmembrane transporter activity.